Molecule: messenger RNA, 2537 nt
Organism: Cricetulus griseus (Chinese hamster)
Lineage: Eukaryota; Metazoa; Chordata; Mammalia; Rodentia; Cricetidae
Source: RefSeq, a predicted model, not a curated record
UAGCUGACUCCUAGAAUGGGGCGGGUCUUCCUGGAAGUUUAACUGUAGCUGCCUUCACUUUCUUUUACAGCUGCUAUAAGCAGAGGGGACAUGAGGAAGUAGAUGAAAACUCUGCUCUCUGGGGAGAAUCCUAGCUGCUGCAUCUAAAGGGAGAGCCUUGUCCUGUUGGCUUCCUCUCUCAGCCUCCUGCAGUGGCCACAGCCAGCCUGCAAUCUCUGCUGCCAGAUACACUCCAUCCUUUAGCUGAGUUGUUCCUGGGUUCAGGGUCAUCUUUUGGAUAUAUACCAAUGGGCAAUAUACCAGGGACCAAGUCCUGAAGAAAAAUGACUCUCCCACACUAAGUAGCUAUGAACUGCAAAACUCUUCAGAAACGUGCAGUCACCAUGGAACAUUGCUGUGGUCUAAUCACUGGUGACAAGGUGCCAGUGCCACUGAAGAACAUAUCAGUAGCCUUGUCCAUUGAGGAAUUUGUGGCUGAUGUGUCUGUGGCCUUAAAUUAUGAGAAUGAGGAAGAAGUCCCAGUAGAGGCAAGCUUUGUGUUCCCCAUGGAUGAAGACUCUGCUGUCUACAGCUUUGAAGCCUUGGUGGAUGACAAGAAAAUUGUGGCAGAAUUGCAAGAGAAGACACAGGCCCAUAGCAGCUAUAAGAAUGCCAUCUCCCAGGGCCACCAAGCUUACUUAUUGGAAGAGGAUGACUACUCCAGGGAUGUGUUUUCUUGCAAUAUUGGGAACCUCCUGCCUGGGGCUAAGGUGGGAGUUACGCUGAGGUAUGUACAGGAACUGCCUCUGGAAACAGAUGGUGCUCUGCGCUAUGUACUCCCAGCAAUCUUGAAUCCAAGAUACCAACUCUCUGAACAGUCAGAAAACAGUUGUUUGAACAUACAGACUCCCAUGGUACCUUCCGGGGACCUACCCUACACACUCAGCAUGGUUGCCACCAUCACUUCCCAGCAUGGCAUUGAGAGGGUCCAAUCCAACUGCUCCUUGAGUCCUAUUCAGUACCUUGCUGAUGACAAGACUUCUGCUCAGAUUUCCUUGGCUGAAGGACACAAGUUUGAUCGGGAUCUGGAACUCCUGAUUUACUACAGUGAAGUGCACAGCCCCAGUGUAGCUGUGGAGAUGGGGAUGCAGGGCAUGAAGCCAGAUAGUUUGAUGGGAGCUCCUUCUGCAAUGGUGAGCUUCUAUCCAGAUAUCCCAGAAGUGAAGUCCUCAAAGGCUUGUGGAGAAUUUGUGUUCCUCAUGGAUCGCUCUGGAAGUAUGGAAUCCCCCAUGAAUAACCAGAAGAAUUCUCAGCUACGUAUAGAGGCUGCCAAGGAAACUCUGUUGCUGUUGCUGAAGAGUUUGCCAAUGGGUUGUUACUUCAACAUCUAUGGAUUUGGAUCUACCUAUGAAAAAUUCUUUCCGGAGAGUGUGAAGUACACUCAGGAAACAAUGGACGAGGCAGUGGGAAGAGUGAAAGAUCUGGAAGCAGACCUAGGGGGUACUGAAAUCUUGAAACCACUCCGGAAGAUUUACAAGGCACACUCCAUUCCUGGCCAUCCUUUGCAACUCUUUGUUUUCACAGAUGGAGAAGUUAGUGACACAUUUACAGUCAUUAAUGAAGUUCAGUUAAACAGCAAGAAACACAGAUGUUUCUCAUUUGGUAUUGGAGAAGGAGCCUCCACCAGUUUAAUCAAAGGCAUUGCUCGGGUAUCUGGGGGCACUGCAGAGUUUAUCACAGGCAAGGACAGGAUCCAGACCAAGGCUCUUGGGUCUCUGAAGUUUGCUCUAAACUGUUCAAUGGAUGACUUCUCUCUGAGCUGGGAUUUGCCUCCUGGUCUGUUGGUUACCAUGCUUUCUCCAGAGCAGACUGUCAUCUUUAGGGGUCAGAGAUUAAUCAUGUAUGCCCAACUCACUGGGACUAUGCCUGAAGUGGAGUGCUCAGGAGAAGUGUGCCUCAAGUAUACCCUCCAAGGCAGGAGUCUGGAAAACAGGGUGGCAUUUCCCCUACAACCCAAGACAAAUGCCAGCUUUGCCAUUCAUCGGUUGGCUGCAAAAUCGUUGAUUCAGACCAAGGACUUGGGUUCCCAUGAGACUUCAAAAAGUGCAAAAGAGGAUAUAUUGAACAUCAGCAUUCAAUCUGGAGUCCUCAGCUCCUUCACAGCUUUCAUUGCCAUAAACAAGGAGCUCAACCAGCCAGUGCAAGGGCCAUUGACUCAUAGGGAUAUUCCAAGGCCAGUUACUUAUACAUCACCUUGUGCAUAUAAAGUUAAAACUCGUCACAAGCCACCCGUAUGCGCAAAAGUUGAUGUUAUACCUUUUGGAUUCAUAUGUUCAAGUCCUAGUAGGAGAAAUGUAGAAUCCUUAAGAGAGAUGAAAAAGUCACCUUCUUCCACCAAGAAACCCAACCUGAAAAAUGACCACAAAGGUUUUGGAGAGAAUGUUUUUGUGCAGCUGGUUUCCCUCCAAAAGGCAAAUGGCUCCUGGGAGCUGCAUGAGGAUUUUGCCAAGAUCCUGGGCACUAAUUUGGAAGACAUCAUGGCUGCAAACCCUGCCAAG